Molecule: messenger RNA, 3100 nt
Organism: Dictyostelium purpureum
Lineage: Eukaryota; Evosea; Eumycetozoa; Dictyosteliales; Dictyosteliaceae
Exons: 6
Coding region: 1-3000 (999 amino acids)
Biological process (GO): proteolysis; peptide catabolic process
Cellular component (GO): cytoplasm
Molecular function (GO): zinc ion binding; peptide binding; metalloaminopeptidase activity
Source: RefSeq, a predicted model, not a curated record
AUGAGAAAUAUUGGACACAUACAAUUAAAAGAUAUGGAAGAAUCACAUGGUGAUAAUGAAGAGUAUGAUAUGGAUGGAGAAGUUCAUACAAAAGGAAAGAAAUCUUUUUCAGAUAGCAAAUUUUCAAUUAGAAAUAUUUACAAUUAUUUGACCGGAAGCAAUACAAAAAAAGCAAUUUUAAUAAUUUUCGUUUGUUCAAUUUUUAUUAUUUUCACAAUAGUUUUUUCAAUCGCAGCUAAACCACAAUUUGUUUAUUCAGAUAUUAAAUUACCAACCAAUAUUGUACCAAUACACUAUUUAGCUCAUAUAGAUACUGAUGUCAAUCCUAACAAUAAUUUUUCAUUUAGUGGUAAAAUUGUAGCAACUAUCAAUGUAACAAAUACAAAUAAAAAUAAAUUGGACUAUAUUGUAAUUCAUAGUGCGGAUAUUGAAACUUUAGAAAUCUCCAGUAUAUAUUUAGAACCAGUUUUAAACUAUAAACCCGAUAUUUAUCCAAACUCAACAGACCACGACGAAAAACUAGCAAUCGAACCAAACAGCAAAAUUUAUAAUUCAGACAACAGUUAUUAUAUUUUAUAUUUUAACGAUUUACCAAAACUAUAUACCAAAUACGGUACAAUUUUUAAAUUAUAUAUAGAAUAUACAGGUUCAUUAAAUAAUGAAGCAACUUUAUUAAGAGGCUUAUAUUUAUCGACAUAUGAAUCACCCCAAAAUAGUGGCAACUCAAAAUAUUUAGCAGUAUCACAGUUUGAACCAGUUGAUGCAAGAUUAGCAUUCCCAUGUUUCGAUGAACCAAAUUUAAAAGCAAAAUGGACCAUUUGGGUUUCACACAGCAACUCCUUCACACCACUUUCAAAUAUGCCAAUUCAAUCACAAAAACCUAUUCAAGAUAAUAGAACCACAACUAAAUUUAAUACAAGCCCAAAAAUGAGCUCAUAUUUAGUUUGUAUUGUAAUCCAUCAAUUCAAGAGUGUAUCUCAACUUUAUAUUAGAAAUGAUAAUACAACUGUUAAUGUUACUGUUUGGGCCGAAGACGAACUUAUCGACUAUGUUAACUACCCAUUAGAUAUGGCUAUCAAAUCAAUCAAGUUUUUCGAAGAAUACUUUGACAUUGAAUAUCCAUUACCAAAGAUGGAUUUAGUUGCCAUACCAGAUUUUGCUGCCGGUGCCAUGGAGAAUUGGGGUCUUUUAACAUUUAGACAAUCUGAUCUUCUUAUUAGCGAAAAAAGUUCUGACCAAGAAAAUAGACAACGUGUAAGUGAAGUAGUAUCCCACGAAAUUGCUCAUCAAUGGUUUGGAGAUUUAGUAACAAUGAAAUGGUGGAAUGAUUUAUGGCUUAAUGAAGGUUUUGCUACAUUCAUGUCAUAUAAAUGUAUGGAGAGUGUUUCAAAAGAUUUUGAUAGUAGAGAAAUUUUCCAAUAUAGUUCAAAACAACCAGGUUUAGAUGUUGACGCCUCACCAUACACCCAUUCAAUUUCUAAUAACUAUACCGAUCCAAUUGAUAUUAUGUCAUCUUUUGAUAGUGUAACAUAUGAUAAAGGUUCAAGUAUUUUAUUAAUGUUAGAAUCAAUGGUCGAUAGUAUUAAAGAAAAUGCUUUUAGAGAUGGUAUUCGUAAAUAUUUAAAGAAAUAUCAAUAUGGUAAUGCUAUGACAAAUGAUCUUUGGAAUUCAUUGUACGAAUCGAUCAACUUUAAUCCAAAGAUGGUUAUUCCAGAUAUUAUGAAUCAAUGGACAAGUCAAUCUGGUUUCCCAUAUUUAAUGGUAAAGAGUGUCAAUUUAGAAAACGGUACAUAUCAAAUAAGUCAAUCUAAAUUUAUUCAACCAAAUAUUACACAACCAAGCGAUUUUAAAUCAGAUUCUCUUUGGUGGAUACCAAUCAGAGUUAAAGACAAUUGCGAACGUGAAACUCUUAUCACUCUAUCAAAUGAAUCAAUGAGAUAUGUCAAUGGCCCAUCAAGGUGCGGUGCUGGUCCAUUUAUUGUUGCAAACUAUGACGCCACUGGUUUCUAUAGAACUCUUUAUGACCAGGCUACAUUCGACAACAUCUUAAAAAGACUUUCAUCCCCAAGCGAACAACCAUUCGAUAUAUAUCAAAGAAUCACUAUUGCUGAUGAUAUUUAUGCUUUCUCAAAAAUUGGUUUAAUCGAAACUUACAAAACACUCGAAGCCUAUAGUUACACUGUAGACACUAAGGAAACUGACUUUGUAGUAUGGAAAAAUAUUUUAAGCUUCCUCUCAUUUGUCCAUAAUCGUCUCGAAAGCCAACCAUGUUAUAUUCAAUUCAUAAAAAAAGCUCAAAAUAUUUUCACCAAGGGUUUACUUCCACAUAUAAUUAAAGAUUUAGAUCCAAAUAAGCCACUAAGUGAUUAUAGCUAUAAUGAUUUAGAAUUAAGAAAGUCUGCUUUCUCAAAAGUUAACACAUUAUCAAUUCCAGAUCUUAAAAAUCAUCUUUAUAAAAUUUAUCAAGAUAAUAUUAAUACACCCGAAAAAAUUGACCCUUCAAUUAGAGGCCCAUGCUAUUCAUCGAUUGUCAGAAAUGGUGAUAUUUCUGAAUAUGAAUGGGUUAUGGAUAGAUUUAAGAAAACCAAACUUAAUGAAAAAAUUGACUCACUUAAAGCUUUGGCAAAUCCAAAAGAUCCACAAUUAAUAUAUAAUACUUUAAGAAUGGUUAUAAAUGGUGAAAUUAGAUCACAAGACUAUUAUAUGGUUUUCAUUGAAAUGUCAUAUAGUCCAUAUGCUAGAGAAAUUGCUUGGAAUUUCUUUAUUCAAAACUUUGAAUUCUUUAAAUCACUCCCACCAGGCGAUAUAGGUAAAUUUGUUUAUUAUUUUGCCAAUAAUAUGGAUUCCCAAGAAAAAAUUGAUCAAAUUGUAAACUACUUUAAUGAAUCCCAUCCAAUUCCAUCAUCAUCGUUAGCAAACUCUAUUGCGGCAAUUCAAUAUAAUAUGAAUUGGGUCGAAAAUCAAGCUCCUCAAUUAUGUAAAUGGUUAGAUGAAAAUUAAACAAUCAAAUAACCAAAUAACCAAAUAAUAGUUAAUUAAAUCAAAUAAAAAAUUUUUAUUAUAUUAAUUAAUUGUUUUUUUAAAAAAAUAAAUUAUUAUA